AUGGUGUUCCAACAGUCUGGCGAAUCUUUGAAAGAUUAUAUAGAAAGGUUCAGGUGCAAAGUGAAUAAUGUGGAGAGCCCCUCCGAUGAAAGUAUCCUGAUCGCGAUCUCCGUCGGGCUUCGAAAGGAUGGGAAGCUUUACAAAAGCAUUUACAAGUCCCCAAUAAGAGACCUCGGCGAGUUUUAUGAGCGAGCUGCAAAGGAGGACAGGAUCUUUGCCACGGAGCGCAACAAGGAAGACUUUGGAAGGCCUAACCCUCUAAGGACUCCCGACAAAUACAGAAGCAAGAGCAAAUUCUGUGCCUAUCACAACGAGGCAGGGCACACCACCUCCGAGUGUUGGGUGCUAAAGGACACGAUUGAAGAACUAAUCAGGAGGGGUCGGCUAUGGAUUUCUAACAUAUCACACGAACGGUAUGUUAGGGAAGCCAGUCACCUUCUUCUCGUUGGGGAUGGCAGCCAGGAAGGAUCCUCCAACAAAGCCAAAAUGGCUUUAGAUGAUAUCUUUUUCACCAAGAGUGAUUCCAAGGACGUGCACUGGCCGCACAAUGAUGCCUUCGUAGUCCGAGCUAGGAUUGGCAACAUAGAGGUGCAAAAGAUCAUGGUGGACACGGGUAGCUUAAUAAACGUCAUGUACAGGGGAUGUUUUGACCAAAUGGGACUAGGGCCAGACCAGCUGAUAGCCUCUCCAGAGCCGCUGUAUGGAUUCACUGGCAAUGCAGUAAUCCCGAAAGGAUGUAUAAAACUCUCACUAACAGUUGGGGAAUCAAGCCUCCAGGCCACAGCAAAGGCAGAUUUCCUUAUCAUUAAUAGUCCUUCCAUAUACAACGUCGUCAUGGGGGAAGAGAAAAAGAUUGGUUCUUCAAUCUUUUUCUCUUUUUCUAUCUCCUCCUCAAAUUACUAUAUGUCAAAAAUGAUAGAUGUCUAA
Molecule: messenger RNA, 927 nt
Organism: Diospyros lotus (date-plum)
Lineage: Eukaryota; Viridiplantae; Streptophyta; Magnoliopsida; Ericales; Ebenaceae
Exons: 3
Coding region: 1-927 (308 amino acids)
Source: RefSeq, a predicted model, not a curated record